UCUGGGCGUCAUUAGCAUGUGGGUCUGUAAAUAGAGCGGGCGCGAGGCGGGCGCUAGUCAUUUACUGUUCGUAUACUUGAGGAGCAGCAUCAUGCCCGAUCCAGCCAAGACCGCGCCCAAGAAGGGCUCAAAGAAAGCCGUGACCAAGACGGCCGGCAAAGGAGGCAAGAAGCGCAGAAAGUCCAGGAAGGAGAGCUACGCCAUCUACGUGUACAAGGUCCUGAAGCAGGUGCAUCCUGACACCGGCAUCUCAUCCAAGGCCAUGGGCAUCAUGAAUUCUUUCGUGAAUGAUAUUUUUGAGCGCAUCGCCGGUGAGUCUUCUCGUCUGGCUCAUUAUAACAAGCGCUCCACCAUUAUCUCCAGGGAGAUCCAGACCGCCGUGCGCCUGUUGCUUCCCGGGGAGCUGGCCAAGCACGCCGUGUCCGAAGGCACAAAGGCCGUGACCAAGUACACCAGCUCCAAGGAAAGGCCAAAAAUCAAACUUGAUUGA
This is a messenger RNA of Ictalurus punctatus (channel catfish), 490 nucleotides long. RefSeq names its product histone H2B-like. Gene Ontology annotation, molecular function: protein heterodimerization activity; structural constituent of chromatin; DNA binding. Lineage: Eukaryota; Metazoa; Chordata; Actinopteri; Siluriformes; Ictaluridae. The transcript is spliced from 2 exons. Gene Ontology annotation, cellular component: nucleosome. The record is from RefSeq and is a predicted model, not a curated record. Bases 92 to 490 code for a protein of 132 amino acids.